Procambarus clarkii (red swamp crayfish) is the source of this 1929-nucleotide messenger RNA. RefSeq names its product U11/U12 small nuclear ribonucleoprotein 35 kDa protein. The record is from RefSeq and is a predicted model, not a curated record. NCBI's taxonomy places the organism in Eukaryota, Metazoa, Arthropoda, Malacostraca, Decapoda, Cambaridae. Gene Ontology annotation, biological process: mRNA splicing, via spliceosome. Gene Ontology annotation, cellular component: precatalytic spliceosome; U12-type spliceosomal complex. Gene Ontology annotation, molecular function: mRNA binding; snRNA binding.
UUGAUGCCAGAAGGAAUGAAGACUGCUGCAAAAUUUAAUUAGACACCUCUUGGAUUUGUUUGAUCUGAUAUAUUAUAAGAACAAAGGAGGUUCAAGAAUAUUUAUCACAGAUCUUGAAAAAAUCUUCUGUUUACUUAUAUAAAAUAACAGAACAGACUAAGAUAAUGAGUGAGUGGUCUGCAAUUGCUCAUGAAUAUGACCCUCUUGCUGCUGGAAGUAUAGAUGGCACAGACACUGAGCCACAUGACCGAGCAGUAUGGAGGGCAAUGAAUGCUCAUUAUGUGCCCCCUGACACACAGUCUAAACCAGAACACACAUUAUUUGUUGGUCGUUUGCCUCGUAGUCUUGGGGAGGAACAGUUGUCUGAAAAAUUCUCUAGAUUUGGUGCACUUCAAAGUGUUCACUUAAUAAGAGAUAUUGUAACUGGCCAGAGUCGAGGAUAUGGCUUUGUGGAAUUUCGGCGUGAAUGUGAUGCAGCAUGUGCUUUCAGAGAGAGUAAUGGUUUUGAAAUCGAUGGUCGCCAAAUAAUAGUAGACUGGGAAGUUGGACAUAAAAUGAAGGGCUGGAUUCCAAGGAGAUUAGGAGGAGGGUGGGGAGGUCGAAAAGAGGCUGGUCAACUUAGAUUUGGGUGUCGUGAUCGUCUGUGGAGGAAGCCUAUUAUCAUACAUCCUCAGCAACCCCCAGAAAAUAUAGCAACUGAUAAUAGGCAUCGAGAUGGUAAUAGUUUUUCUGAUAGGCGAAGACAUAGGGAUAGAAGUAUGCCAGGUGACAGAAAUAGUAGUAGUAGCCAACAUAAGCGACGUGAUGAAGGGACCCGUGAAAGAGAGAGAUUUUAUGAUCGUAGAAGAAGCAGGAGCCGUGAAAGAAGUGGCAAUUCCUCCCAACACAGAGAUGGUCGCAAAGGAAGACAUGUUUCAUGAGAAAUUUGAACUUUAACACUUUAGUUCUUGAUUGCAAAUAAUGUCCUGAUCUUGAAAGGUCAUAAUAAUUUGUAUUUUUCCUGUUAAUUUUUAUCUGAAUCAUGUUAUUCCAUCAUUAUGUGGCAAUCAUAAUGUUCAAUUACAAUUAAUCCCUACUCAAACCUGGCCUUGGGCCUGGCUUGGGGAGUAGAACAACUCCCAGAACCCCAUCAAGCAGGUUCUGUCAUCUGACAUUGUCCACACUUCAUAAAAUUAAAGGAUAUUUGUUAUGUUUGAAUCAUAGGAGCAGCCAAGUGUUUGCUUUUCAUAAUAAAUAUCAAACUAUAAAUGACUUGGAAAUAUAUGGUCAUAUUUUAUGAUCAGUAUUUAAAAUAAAACAAAAAACUCCAGACUAUAUAUCAAGAACCCUUAGGUUUAUUUUUAUUUUACACUGUUCAGGAACUAAAGUGGAUCAUAUAAUACUAUUGUAUAUUAGACAAAGUUUUAAUAUUUCAGUAUUAUCUCCACAUCUGAAAUGAGGGUGCUAUUUGCUACGAGAUUUAUAAGACAUGUUGCAGCUUUUGAAUCCCUAUUUGCCUCCCCAUGACUGGUGUAAACCUCGGUUCAUGUUUAGCGAGUCAUUAAUAACCAGCUCAAGUUGUGUGGCUAGCUUCCUACAAAGAAUGCAGGGAGAUUUAUAAUUAAAACUUACAAAACCCAUUAUUGGUGUUUUGGAAAUUUAAGUAAUUGCAUGAGAGUUGAUGUUUACACAAAUGCCCAAAAUAUUGCCUGCUGUAUUCACUUAGAUGUGUACAUACAGUAUUAUUUUGUGACGCAAAUUAAACUAAUAUUCUUGCUAUUGGUAAUUCAAAGAAACCCCCCAUUGUUUGGGUCUUUGUUUAAAAUUUGUAUUGUUAAUCAAGUUGGCAGUGCCAGGUGAAGAUGAAACUUGCUGUUUUGACUAUCUUCAUGAAAUGUUACAGCAUGUAAAUGAUGUGAAAUUUAUUCAAAUAAAGUGUACUAGAGAUUA